GUUUGUCAGUAUGGCCAUCAAGCUUCUGGUCAUUGUCGCCUUCGACUCUGUUUCAAUUGCCUGCGCGCAGCUCGCUCACCACGUCCACACUCUCGACCCCCGCAUCGUGGAUCGUUCUUCCGCUCUUGGUCUUGACCUCGACCUCCUCACCCGUUUCGGCCCCGAGUAUGCAGGAAGGCUGAAGCGCGGUAGUUCUAGAACGAAGACGAAGCAGAAGAAGACGCGGCGGCUCAGUCCGGUGGCUGCUGUGCGCGCAAGUAGCUUCUCGGACAUGGACGACUCUUUGUCCGACUAUAACGAAUCAGAGCCGCUCGUUCCGGAAGUGCUGGGUGAACCUCUGUACAACUCUCCCGCGUCCAUCGAAGCACCCCUUCCUGCUGCCGCUGCCGACGAGCACCCGGCUUCGCCACCAAAUGAAGUGCGCGACGAGGGGGCAGUGGCUGCACGCACGUCCCCCGAAGUUGACCCUCACUUCGUACGACUUAUGGAGAAACUUGUGGCAUCUGGAAAGCGACAGGGCGAAGGCGUCCCGGCUCAAUCUACGCUUGAUGCGAAGAAAAUCGCCCCUCUGCCCCGCCGCGCGCGCCUUGCGACAGGGGGGAAGCAGAAGCAGCAUGGGCAGGCGCCGGAGGUGCCUGAGGGUCAGGAUAAGGAGGAUAUCACGGACGCGCUACAGCUUCCCCCGCCUAAGGCGGACGAGCCUGUGACUUCCACAAUUCCGGCCACGGAUGCGAAUGCUGGUCUUGGUCACAAGCGAUCCCGCGAAGAUGAUGCAACUCCCGCGCAGCUGGAUAAGACUGAAUCGGCGCAGUUUCCGACGUUGAGCUCGAGUCUUUGCGUUCAGCCAAGCCAGUCCCUCGAUGCCUCACGAGCUGAGGAACCGUUAGGAAAUGGUCAACACGGCCCCGGUCCUGCGGCGGAUGCUACGCAAGCCCCCGCGGCUCCGCCGGCACUUGCACAUGCGCGCGCGUCCCACCCGCACUCAGCGCAUCUGCUUUCUUCCAACGAAGUGCUCACUCACCCUAUAGUUAAGGAGAAGCGAUGGAGGAUUCUGGGCAAACUGGGCGAGGGUCACUUCGGGCGCGUGUAUUGUGCCGCAAUGGGUCUCGGCUACGAGCCAAGCGUGGCGAUCAAGCAAGUGUCGAAGGCCGAGUACAUGGCGAUGCACCGGUCAUUGGAAUAUCUGCACAAGGAAAUCGAGG
Punctularia strigosozonata HHB-11173 SS5 is the source of this 1202-nucleotide messenger RNA. RefSeq lists its product as uncharacterized. The annotation marks the transcript as partial. The record is from RefSeq and is a predicted model, not a curated record. The transcript has a single exon. NCBI's taxonomy places the organism in Eukaryota, Fungi, Basidiomycota, Agaricomycetes, Corticiales, Punctulariaceae.